This is a messenger RNA of Girardinichthys multiradiatus, 1589 nucleotides long. It is a transcript of the gene kcnk6, whose product is annotated as potassium channel, subfamily K, member 6. NCBI's taxonomy places the organism in Eukaryota, Metazoa, Chordata, Actinopteri, Cyprinodontiformes, Goodeidae. Gene Ontology annotation, molecular function: potassium ion leak channel activity. Gene Ontology annotation, cellular component: membrane. Gene Ontology annotation, biological process: potassium ion transmembrane transport; stabilization of membrane potential. The coding region runs from base 99 to 1046 and encodes 315 amino acids. The transcript has 3 exons. The record is from RefSeq and is a predicted model, not a curated record.
GAGGAUGCAGGAGGAGGUGUUCAAGUUCAAUUAGGACGGCCCCCAGAAGGUCUCCCUGCAGAGGAGAAGCAGUCAGAGGGAGACGCCGGGCCGUCGCCAUGCAUUCUGUGGGCAAGUCAUGGCUGCUGCUCACCGGCUUUGUCUUCUUCUACGUCAUCUACCUGCUGUUCGGAGCGCUGGUGUUCUCCAGCAUCGAGCGGCCGGUGGAGGACAAACUGCGCCACGACAUUGAGCGUCUUAAAGAGGAGUUUCUGAACCAGAGCUGCGUCAACGCCGCCUCGCUCGAACUGUUCCUCAACAAAGUUCUGACGGCCAACAAGUACGGCGUGUCCGUCCUCAGGAACUCCUCAGGGAGGUCCAACUGGGACCUGGCUUCCUCCAUGUUCUUCGCAAACACUCUGGUCACGACUGUAGGCUAUGGUCACCCCACCCCUCUAUCUGACGCUGGGAAAGCCUUCUCCAUCUUCUAUGCCCUGAUAGGAGUUCCCUUCACCAUGCUGGUGCUCACCGCCUGCGUGCAGAGGGUCAUGCACCCUCUGGUUCUCGCUCCAGUCACCCUCCUGCAGCGCUUGGGUUUGAACCCUCGGCCAGCCACAGUCGUACACUUCCUGCUGCUCCUGAUUGUGGUGGUUCUGUGCUUCUUCAUGGCGCCAGCGGCCGUGUUCAGCAUGGUGGAGGUGUCUUGGACGUUCUUAGAUGGCAUCUACUUCUGCUUCAUCUCCCUGUGCACCAUCGGACUGGGGGAUUUCGUUCCAGCCGCACGGCCUGGGCAGCAGUACAGAGCGCUGUAUCAGGUUGCUGUUAUGGUCUACCUGUUCUUGGGUCUGAUGGUGAUGUACCUCCUACUGCGGACCUUCCACAAGAUGGCCGACGUGCACGGCCUGACCACCCUUCUGCAGCUGCCGCGCUGUGAGGAGUCUGUGCUGGAGGACACGGAGCCCAUCGUCAAUAACGACCCCACUCCCCCUCGACUAAAAGACGAGGCCGCCGGCAAACCCCUGGAUCCAGGAUCCCAGCCGUCGUACAACUCCAUCAACAAAGGCUGAGCCAGCGGAGAACGGAGGGGAAAAAACGUUUACCUCUGAGGAUCCUCCAGGAUCGGUGGGCUGAAUCUGAACUCUUGUCUUAAUUUCAUUAGAUGUAAAACAGCCAAACAGGAGAGGCAAUGCUUGGAUGAAUGGAGAUGAGCUUUAAGAUUCAACCUUUCUUAGAGGAUGUGAAAUGUUCAAGCCAGACUCUGAACAGAAUAACUGAAGGAACUGCACAGGCUAAAAUGCACAGAAGAAUGUGGUUUUUACCUCGACACUGGUGUGACUCUGGUGUGACUCUGGUUUGUUUACAGUCUUUAAAACCACAGGAUGGGGUUUGGUCAACAGCUUUUUUAAUAUUCGCUUUGGUCUUUUGUAUAUUUGUUCUUGGUUUUGUGCCACAUGUUUGGGUUUCUAAAAUAGAACUAAUAAUUAAUGUCCUUUUUGUUUUUUAACAGAACCUAUUUUACAUGAGUUUUUUCAGCCGUGUCCCUGACCAUUCAAAUGUGCUCAUUGCCAGUAAUGGCUGUCCAUUUAAAUAAAAGUGUGUAAAUGAUUUCA